AUGGUGAGAGCCGCUUUGGCCCAAAAUCUAACUGUCGAAUUCUUCACACCGAACAACACAAUGAAAUACUUAGCUGCUUACUUAUUGUUGGUUAACGCCGGUAACGCUGCCCCAUCUGCCGCUGACAUCAAGAAGGUCCUUGAGUCUGUCUCCAUUGAGGUUGAGGACGAGAAGGUUGACCAGUUGUUGGCUGAGGUCGAUGGCAAGAACUUCGAGGAGUUGAUUGCUGAGGGAACCGAGAAGUUGUCUGCUGUGCCAACUGGUGCUCCAGCUGCUUCUGGUGCUGCCGCUGGUGGUGCUGCUCCUGAGGCUGCUGCUGAGGAGAAGGAGGAAGAGGCCGCCGAGGAGUCUGACGAUGACAUGGGCUUCGGUUUGUUCGACUAA
Molecule: messenger RNA, 384 nt
Organism: Candidozyma auris
Lineage: Eukaryota; Fungi; Ascomycota; Pichiomycetes; Serinales; Metschnikowiaceae
Gene: RPP2A
Product: ribosomal protein P2 alpha
Exons: 3
Coding region: 1-384 (127 amino acids)
Biological process (GO): cytoplasmic translational elongation
Cellular component (GO): ribosome; cytosolic large ribosomal subunit
Molecular function (GO): structural constituent of ribosome
Source: RefSeq, a predicted model, not a curated record